AAAACAUUUAACUUUGAGUCAAUAAUUACCAACUUCCUCAUAAAAUCUCCAUUCCGGAAAUACACCAUGUUUAACUUGUACCAAUCGAUAAACAAGAAAGAACAGGACGAAAAAGAAUCUCCAGUGAUUGGUCACGAACGAUGGUACCAAGAGCGUACUUCAAGAUCGAGCAACAAACGCAAAAAGAUUCGUAGAAGAGCACAUAGCGCUGCAGAAUUUUCGGACACAGUACUGACCGCAGCUGCCAAAAGGGCUGCUUUCAAGAAUCGCAGUCACAGUACUGAGAAGAAAAGUGAUGGGGAUGAAAGCAAGGGUACUUCGCAGAGAGCUGAUUCUAUAUCGAAAGUACUUUUUAGUUUUCGGAGACAAUCAACCCAACCAAAAUUCGAGUACAGUGCCGUAAAAACCGACGCCGGCAAUGACAAAUACAGGCCUGAAUCGACCAUACGAAAUGGCGUUUUUGUUGCUGUCAAAAGAAACCUGGAGGAUAGCGAACGAUACGAACUCAGAGCUCAACUGGGCGAAAUUGGUCAUAGAGCUGAGAAAAACUGGUUUACCGUCCACGAUUUGAACAUUGGCGCUGAAAGACUGCUUACGUUGUUACCAUUGCCGUCCACCUGUCCAAUUAUUCCAUCUCCGCAAAUUAGAGAAGUUUUCCUAGAACUUUUUAG
Molecule: messenger RNA, 671 nt
Organism: Sitophilus oryzae (rice weevil)
Lineage: Eukaryota; Metazoa; Arthropoda; Insecta; Coleoptera; Curculionidae
Product: slowpoke-binding protein-like
Exons: 3
Source: RefSeq, a predicted model, not a curated record